AUGUGGCCUAUGCUUCUUAAUAUGACACGCGACGAAUGUCGUCGGACGCUUAGAAGACUCGAAUUAGAAGCCUACUCGAAUAUGAUCAGUGUAUUCAGGGCACAAGGGGCAUUAGAAGACAACAGAAAAAAGUUGCUUGAGGAACUACGCGCCGUUUUACAUAUAAGCAAUGAUCGGCAUAGCGCUGAAGCGCGUCGCGUGUCUAAUGAUGAACUCCUAGCUACUAUUGCUGAACAGCUAGCUGGUCCAAACACAGGCUUAGGAUGGAUCAGUGAGGGCCGUAGACGAAUCCCGCUAAUGCCACGCGGCAUCGCACAAACCAUGUAUACAGAAAUAGCAGAUAAAGCGGCUGAAGCUGCGGCAGCAGAAAAUAAAGAAAUCAGAAAAAGACUUGAGACUGAAAAAUUAGUAGCUCCUAAAUCUAAUGAAGAAGAAAUGCUAGAUUCUGAAAGCCAAACUGCAGAGGGAGCUCUUCAUUCAAAUGAAGUAACAGAUGAUAUGGAACUAUAUCCACCGAUUGCCAUGGAAGAUCAUACAGCAAAAAUUUGGGAAACAGAGUUAAUAUGCCGUAAAAGAAAAAUACCUGAAGGAGGAGCAAUACCAGACGAAGCAUCCACACCAGUCAAGAACAUGAGAAAUAUACCAUUAAAUACUAACCAAAAACACUUGAAUUUAUCGCAAGUAUAUUCAAGAUUUUCACAGCCAUCUGCAAGUAAAUCAUCAGGGCACUCAAAACACUCAUACAACCAAGUGAGCAAGGUAUCAACUAGUAAAUCGAACCAGCCGCACGGUCCCCGGCCCGCGCCGCACAAGCACCGCGCGCACCGCGCGCCCGCCAAGCCACACGGGAAGGCCAUGAAGAAGAACCAGGACAUGCCCAUGUCUCCCGGCAAACAUCAGUCCCAGCAAAUGGACUAUUCCGGCCCGCCCGGCUCGUUCCAAGCCAGUUAUGCGCAGUCAGUCAUAGCUGGUAAAACCAAGGCGGACUACAUGGACGAGAUGAAGCCUAAAGCGAUGUCACCGGGCGUGGCGGCAGACUCGCCCGCCGCGGUGCCGCACGAGCUAGCCGACAGCGCGCACCCCGACGACGCCACGCCCAAGCAGACCCUUGGUGCGAAGCCCUGCCAACUCAUCGUCAAGAAACGAAGCGACAUACCCGACCACAAGAAAAUUCAAAUGUCAGAAUUCAAAGUCUUACAAAAACCCACCGACGAUGUCAAGUUCGUAUCGAACAGGCAAGUCGUAACAGCCCCGAGCUCCACGUCAAAGCCACUCGCCGCGAGCAGUAAACUCGUCACCACCAAAGUCAUCAGUUCCCUACCGAAAGCAUGCUCGUCCAACGCCCCCGUCUUACAAUCGGAUAAGAUGAUUGUUGUAUCAAAAUCCUCUAUAGAAAAUAGAAUGACAAGUUCGAAAAUUAUCAUCACCUCCUCGGCCAUCUCGACGCCGAACAAGGACAGCAUACACACAAGUACAAAUAGUAUAGUGAAUAAGACGUCGGAAGCUCUGACUCCCAAGGGCAUCCCGGCUACAGAUUUAAAAGUAUCCGCUAAAACCUUCGUUCUUAAUCCUAAGUCGGGACAAAAAAUGGUCGUUCUGCCGGCGAAAACGAACAAGGACGUACAAUUACCGUUAUUUCAUUUUAAAGGAAUCCCGACGGCGAUGAAACUUGUUUCUGUGAGUUCGCAUCUCAACACUCCCACGACGAAAGCACCGGGUAUCAGCGUCAUGUCGAAGCCGGCGGUCGUCAACGCGAUACCUUCUAGCGCGAAAAUCGUCGGCGUAGAACCUAUCAAAACUGCCAACAUGGCGGAUAUUGUCCCCGUAAAGGGUCUCGUAUCUCCCAUACCGAGCACUAAAAUAAGUAAUCCAAUCGUAAGACCUUUAAGUACUAAAGGAAAUGUUAUAGUGGUCCAAAAAGGAGCUACGCUAGGCAAAACUCUCACUUUCACUAAAAAUGGGAAUGAUGUAUCUAAAAUAAUUAUGGGUAAAAACGUCAAUAAAUUAUUACAAACUUCUAAAUCUGAUCAAGGAGAUCCGACUAAAUCCGGAAAUGUAAUAGUUUUAGAACUAAAUAACGAACAAACGGGACGGACGACGACCAUGUCCGAAAUAUUGGGCAGUCGUCAUACUGCUCCUUGUCCUGUUAAGGAUAAGAAGACUUUAGAUCAAGAAAUCACCCAAGAAACGCCGGUUUUAUUUGAACAUCAAAUGACGUCGGAGAUGUGCAACACGAGCAGCUUAGAUUCGACAACGAGUUUACAAGAAAUGGAAAGGUUAGAAGAAUCCUCUCUAGGUAUCAUCGAGAAGAGUGAGAAAGACAAAUCGGAAUUCCUGAAAGACUCCGACGGCGGCAAGGACUCCUCGAGUGUCACCGACUGGGAGAUGGAACUGGACACCGUUUCCGGAAAGAGUAAAGACGACGUAGAUAAAUUAAAUUCGUUACACUUAGAUUUGGGUAUGUCCAGCGAUAGCGAGAACGAGUUCAUGGUUGAUGGGCGCAAGGCGAAGAGUCACCUGCCCGCGGAGCGCGCGCACGGCGAGACCCCGGGUGAGGGCGGCGAGCGCUACGCGCCGGGCGCGCUGGCCCGCACGCUGCUCAGCCAGCUGCAGGACGACGGCUCGUCCAGCAACGACUCGUCCUUCGCCAUCAAGGCCAAGCCCAAGCUCGAGGCCAAGCUGGACAAGUGCGAGUCGGACGCGCUGUCUAAGGCGCGCGCCAAGCUGUCGGAGAAGGUGGCGGAGGCGCGCUCGCAGCAGAAGCGUAUCGACGUCUACAGCACCGCCAUAUCGGCGGAAAUCAACCUAGACUCCUUCUCAUACCUCGACGAGGCUAUGAUGGCCGGCGACGAGGAGCGCCCCGACCACCUCAGCUUGCUCGCCGAAGACUCCGCCUCCGCCGACUCGCAGACUGUAAGUGAAACUUUGCCUUUAGACAAAAAUGAGCAA
Messenger RNA from Brenthis ino (lesser marbled fritillary), 2949 nucleotides. The record is from the annotation of a GenBank genome assembly. Lineage: Eukaryota; Metazoa; Arthropoda; Insecta; Lepidoptera; Nymphalidae.